Molecule: messenger RNA, 1287 nt
Organism: Fusarium coffeatum
Lineage: Eukaryota; Fungi; Ascomycota; Sordariomycetes; Hypocreales; Nectriaceae
Exons: 6
Coding region: 1-1287 (428 amino acids)
Cellular component (GO): plasma membrane; endoplasmic reticulum; Golgi apparatus
Source: RefSeq, a predicted model, not a curated record
AUGACCGACGAACAACCCCGUGGCAUCGACCACACUGAUUCCCUCGACUCCAAUGAUGGCCCGAAGCAGCCGGACAAGAAGAAGAGUCGCCGCCCUGCGAAUACUGCCUUUAGACAACAGCGUUUAAAGGCCUGGCAGCCUAUUCUCACACCAAAGACCGUCCUUCCUCUUUUCUUCGCCAUCGGAAUCAUAUUCGCUCCCAUCGGUGGCCUGUUGUUGUACGCGAGCGCUCAGGUUCAAGAGAUUCGACUUGAUUACACCAACUGUGUUGUCGAUGCUCCGGAUAUGAGCCGCGGUGGAAGUAACUUUACCGGAAUGCCUAGCAGCGCCGUUAGCACUGCAUUCAAGAGUUCCAACAGUUCCGUGAAUGCUCAAUGGGCGCGGGAGGCGAACGUCAGCACCACGCUCGACAACGGCGUCGAAACUUACAACCCUCGAUGCCACCUGAAGUUUACCAUCCCUGAGGAGAUGGGCCCCCCAGUCCUCUUCUACUACCACCUCACCAACUUCUACCAGAACCAUCGCCGAUACGUUCUCUCUUUCGAUUCGGAUCAGCUCAAGGGCGAAAAGCGAUCUAUCAGCGACAUCCGCAAUUCCGACUGUACUCCUCUUUAUGGCGAAGGAAGCAAGCCCUACUACCCUUGUGGUCUCAUCGCCAACUCCAUGUUCAACGACACUUUCUCCAGCCCUGUGCUCACAAACCCCGCGGGCGGUACUGGCAACGAGACAUGGGAGUACCGUAUGAGCAACAACUCGGGCAUUUCUUGGGACAGUGACAAGGACCUUUACGGAGAGACUAAGUAUAGCUACGACGAAAUCGUCCCGCCUCCCAACUGGCAGAAGCGCUUCCCUGAUGGAUACACCAAGGACACUCCCCCUCCGGACCUGAAGAAUUGGGAGGCUUUCCAGGUCUGGAUGCGAACUGCGGGUCUCCCCACCUUCAGCAAGUUGUAUCAGCGCAACAACACUCAAGCUAUGUGGGCAGGAACUUAUGAUCUUAUCAUCGAUGACCAUUUCCCAACUCGGGAGUACAAGGGUACCAAGUCCAUCAUUAUCUCUACCCGAACCGUUGUCGGAGGACGCAACCCCUUCCUCGGUAUAGCUUACGUUGUUGUUGGUGGUGUUUGCAUUCUUCUUGGUACUGUAUUCACGGUCACUCACCUUAUCCGACCCAGAAAAUUGGGUGAUCACACUUAUCUUUCGUGGAACAAUGCCCCUGGCGCUAAGUCUGGGGGCCCCAGUACAGCCGUGGCUUCGGGUCGCGAACUCCGUCCUGGCGAGGCCUAG